UCACUCAAUUUUGUUUGUUUGGUUACCGAGAAAAUUGAACAGAAGAGUUCGGAUUGAUUAGCUUUAUUUGAUGCUUGGUUGCUUAGAAACUCAUCAUAAUUCAGCGAAAUUAGUGUAAUAUAAUCUCUGUUCACUUUUUUGUUGUAAUCAUCAACCGCACCGAAUUAGUUCUUAUUUUCUUAGCAUCCAAACAGAGUCCUAUUUGUUUUAUUCUUAGUUUUCUUUAAUUGCUAUGUUUUGCUCUGCUAAACUCGUGGAUAUCGCGCAUGUCAAGAAUUUGAUUUUCUGAUUUACGUCUUUUUUGGUUGAUGGAUUGAUUGAUUGAGGCAGGACAAGAACACGGACUUGUCAUUGAAGAUUGAAGAAGGCUUUGGACCUAAUGGGUUAGGAAUCUUAUCAAUCACCGAUGUUCCGGAAUAUUCUUCCUUGCGCCGAAAUCUUCUACACCUGUCACCUAGCCAAUCUGCCGGAAGAGGUGAAGAAGGAACUCGAAGAUCCUGAUAGUAGGUACAAUUUUGGAUGGAGUCAUGGAAAAGAGAAGCUGGAAUCUGGAAAGCCAGAUACGUUAAAAGGCUCUUUUUAUGCAAAUCCAAUGUUAGAUAGGCCUACAACAGAUGAAUAUCUACUUCAAAGGUAUCCAUCAUACUGUGGAUCAAAUAUAUGGCCUAAUAGUGAAUUGCCAGAACUUGAAGUUGCCUUCAAAGCUCUUGGGAAGCUGAUCCUUGGAGUUGGGCUUAUGGUGGCAUUUCACUGUGACAGAUAUGUGUCAAAAGCAAUCAAAAUGAGUGAGGAUGAAGGCCUUGAACAAAUACUUUUUCGUUCUCGGUGUCAUAAAGGGCGUCUACUUUAUUACUUCUCCACAAAAGAGAGUAAUUCUCCUGAAGAUAAUAAAGACAUGUCUUCUUGGUGUGGAUGGCAUACAGACCAUGGUUCACUUACAGGACUGACCUGUGCCAUGUUUACGAGAGAUGCUGUUGAAAUACCAUGUCCUGAUAGUGGAGCUGGCCUUUAUAUCAGGACGCGAACAGAUCAGAUUGUCAAAGUUGUCUUUGGAGAAGAUGCAAUAGCAUACCAAAUUGGCGAAACCACUGAAAUUCUGUCAAGAGGUUAUCUUUGUGCGACACCUCAUUGUGUCCGGGCACCCAAGGGAGAGGACGCUUGCAGUCUUGAUCGUUCAACAUUUGCAUUAUUUAUGCAACCUGACUGGGAUGAGAAGCUUAAUUUUCCAGAGGAGAUUCAUAUCCAUAAAGAGUUGAUUUCACCAAAUGGUGCUCUUACCUUUGGAGAGUACACAGAGAAGCUCCUCGACAAAUAUUACCACCAGAAAACAUAAACGUCAUGUAUUUUCGCUGUUCAACGAUAUACAACAACAUACUCUCUCAAAUAGUUAGUAGAUCAAAUGACAAUUUUGAAAGAAAAAAAAAAUGUAAAUUUCUUCAUUUGCAUGGUUGAUUUCUUGUUGGCAGGUUAGUUCUCCAAUCAGUAUGUUUUUCUAAAUUGCAUUUUCAAUUACAAUUUACAUAUAAAAGCAGGAGAGGAUAAUGCUGCCACUUGCUGUA
Prunus dulcis (almond) is the source of this 1559-nucleotide messenger RNA. RefSeq lists its product as uncharacterized. Bases 407 to 1333 code for a protein of 308 amino acids. The transcript is spliced from 14 exons. NCBI's taxonomy places the organism in Eukaryota, Viridiplantae, Streptophyta, Magnoliopsida, Rosales, Rosaceae. The record is from RefSeq and is a predicted model, not a curated record.